Molecule: messenger RNA, 1928 nt
Organism: Lepus europaeus (European hare)
Lineage: Eukaryota; Metazoa; Chordata; Mammalia; Lagomorpha; Leporidae
Gene: CCDC17
Product: coiled-coil domain containing 17
Exons: 12
Coding region: 1-1926 (641 amino acids)
Source: RefSeq, a predicted model, not a curated record
AUGGCCACCUCCUCUGGGGAGCCAGGGCUCUUGCCCUGUGGGUCCUGUGACAUGGUUUUUCGCUCCUGGGCCCUACUGGCUGUCCACGCUCAGCGCUUCUGCAUUGGCCGCCUGACCGGGGAGAUGACAAUUGGAACACAGCCCUCAGUAGCCACCCAGCCCCCAGGUCCUGCGGUAAAGACGGGUGUUGAAGCCAGCUGGACCGGCAGGGUUCCUCAUGCUACACCCUAUCCCCAGGUGAUGUCACAAGAACCCGAGGGCCUCUCGGAGAAGGAGGCCAGCCAGUCUGCAUUAUGGAGGUUAACAGAGGAGGUGCAGUGGUUGCGGCUGUCCCUACAGAAAAUGCGACCGCGGAUAACAGGGGUCCCCGGAGAGUCUGCGGGGCUCUUGGGGCGGUCAGAGGCGGGGCCUCAAGACCCCAGCAACGAGGCUUUCGGGAGCCCGGGAGAGCGGUUGCGGGCGCUGCACAGGACUCGAGCCCGGCGCGUGGCAGAGACGGAAGCCCAGAGACGGGCCCUGGAGCGACGCGGCGAGGAACUGAGCCUGCGCCUCCAAGGUACAGCCCGGAGCCAAGGCGGGAUGUCCCGUCUAACCGGAGUGGAGCGGGAGCUCCGAGAACUCCGGUCCGAGGCGGGGCGGACGCGGGGAACUCUAGAGAUGCUGGGUGCGCGCCUUCAGGAGCUGCAGCCGCAGACUAGGCUGAAAGCCCGGCAAGAAGCUGCCCUCUGUUUUCCGGUGCUGCCCGCCAGCCCAGCAUCUCUAGCUGCUGAGAUCGGAUCCCUGCGUGAGACCUACGUUCGAGGUGGGGGUCGGGACCCUGGCAUUCUGGGCCAGCUGUGGCAGUUGCAGGUGGAGGCGUCGGCACUGGAGCUGCGGCGGUCGCGGACCCACAGAGGAAGAACAGGGGCCACCUCGGGGGAGCUUCUAGUGGUGGAGGCAGAAAAUCGGCGCCUGGAGGCAGAAAUCCUGGCCUUGCAGGUGCAGAGGAGCCUGGGCCUGGGCCAGGUACCCUGGGGGCCUGGAGAGGUGGGACGCCUGUCCAGUCCCCGUCCACACCCAAAGGAAAGGAGAGAACCCGCAUUCCUCCCGCUGCCCGUGGCACCCCCGCUGCCUCCACUUCCAGGCUCCACGGCCAUCCAGUUGUUGGGUGGCUCGGGAAAGGCUCUGGGCCUGAACCCACACUUCCUCCUGCCCACAUCUGAUGUCCUGGGCCCUGCGCCCUAUGACCCUGGGGCUGGCCUGGUCAUUUUCUAUGACUUCCUGCGGGGCCUUGAAGCUUCUUGGAUUUGGGUGCAGCUGUUGACUGGCUUGUCUCGAGAUGGACAUGACACAGGAGGGACUACAGCAUUGCCCCCAGCCCUUUGCUUGCCCCCGCCUCCAGCUCCUGGGCCCAUGGGCAACUGUGCCAUCCUUGCCAGCAGGCAGCCUGUGCCCAGACUGCCACCCUCACCAUCAGUAUCCUUGGUCUGUGAGCUCCAGGCCUGGCAAGGGAUGGCAGGAACUGGGCCACCACAGCCAAAGGCUUGGACCUCUCUGGUGCUAUUUGACCAGGAUCAACGGGUGCUAAGUGGCCGCUGGCGCCUCCCACUCCGGGCCCUUCCUUUGGACUCCAGCCUUAGCUUUGGGCAGCUGAAUGGGAUUCCCCAGGCAGGUCAAGCUGAGCUCUUUCUGCGGCUGGUGAAUGCAAGAGAUGCAGAUGUUCAGACACUGGCAGAGAUCAGCCCUGCAUUUGCCCAUGAAUACCAGUACCCACCACUGGUGUCCAACUCAUCCUCACUGGAAGCCAACUCCCUCUUCCCCAUGGCUGGUUUUGCUGACCCUGCACCUCCCACUGAAGAGCCCCAUGGUGGAGUCAAGGAUAAAGAUGAGGGUUUGAACUCUCACCACAGCUUUGACCCGGCCCCCUUGGCUUCUGAGCCCAGGUGAAU